GGAAAUGAAUGAGGAUGUCUAUUGUCAAGAAAAGAAGAACAUGUGGUUUGACUGUUAUCCCUGGGUCAAUAAAUGCCCAUCUAAUAUCGCUAAAAUAAACAAAUAAAACAUUUUAGUCCAAAGAAAAAUUCAACAACUAUUUAUUAAUUUAUUAUAUAAUUGUAUUUUAGGGUCCAAAACUAACCUCUUUCUAUUCAAAUUAAUACGCAUUUUCUUUUCCUCUCGCACAAGCUUCACCACGUUCACCAUGAACCCGCCGGAAUUUUCCUCCGGAGCCGGCGGAUCCUCAUCGCCGUCGUCGAAGAAAGAGCUCCAACUUCAAGGGGCGCGCCCGCCGCCACUACGAGUCAGCAAAGAAUCCCACAGGAUUCGCAAGCCGCCGCUUCCCCCCGCCGCACACCUACCGGCGCCGGAGAACCGGAAGCCGGUGAUUAUCUACUCCGUUUCUCCCAAAGUUCUUCACGUCACCGUCAGCGAUUUCAUGAACGUGGUCCAGCGCCUCACCGGGCCUUCCGCCGGCGAUGAAGCUGCUCUUCGACCCGGCGACGUCUCGCCGGCGGCGAGACUCGCGUCAAUCGAGAGGACGAGUCCGUCGGAGAGGGAGAGAGUUCACGGAGGAGAGGAUGACACGACGUGGAUGUUAGAAGGAGUGGAGGUAGGUCAGUUCCCGGGAAUAUUAUCACCGGCGACGUUGCCGCCAAUAUCGCCGGGUUUUUUUUCGGAGCCGCAAAAUACUUCGCUGUGGCAUGAACUGAGCCCGUUUUGGUCAUCGAACAGCUUCGUGGCGAGUCCGUCGGGGUUGCUUUCCGCCGCCGUAGUUUCUCCGUUGCCGUCGCCGGACCUCUUCAAUCUCUUCGACUAAUUUUUCAUUUUCAUUUUUUUUGGCUGAAAAGUUUUAGGGUUUUUUUAUUUGAUGAUUGAUUUGGGAAGGGUAAGGGCGGUGGUGGAAGAUUCAACGUUCACUGACUUUUGUGCCAUAAGUUUUGUAAGUGUGUAUACUGUUAUUGUUGUAUUGCGAAAAAAACAAUGGGGACUCUUCAAGCUUUGCUCCCCUGUUCUCCACUGUUCAAAAUUAUAUUUAUUUGCUGAUUUUCUUUAUUACAAACUCUUGAGUUUCCUUCACAAUAUGUUCUGGUGAAUGCGGAUUGGGUUCUUUUUUUCUCUUUACACUUUAUAUUUUAUUAAUUUAAAUUCAGUUCCUAAAAUGGUGUGUUUCAAAUUUUUCAAUAAUGGAGGAUAUUUUUCCCUUUUUGGGGACCAGAAUGAAUUGAUGUUAGAAAGAUUAUUAUUUUCUAAAUACUAUAUUGUACAUUUUUAUAUAAGAAAUUGAUGAAAUAAGUACAGGACUAACCGUAAAAUAUUUGCCAUUCACUUCGUAUUCAACGGUUAUAAGAAAGCCCAAAACAAAAAUAGGUUUUGGGAUAUCUUUAAUUAGAUAAGUAUUCUUAAGAUUAAGCAUGAUUGGAAAUAUGUUUCUUUUUUAUUUUUCAUCAUUAAAUUUAAAAGACUUAUGAUUAUUUUUUUUUUGGCAAUUCGUAGUUCCAACUAAUUAAAAAAAAUUAUACAUGCUAAAGUUUAAAUUCAAAAUCUUUUAUUAAAUAAAUUGAACUGUAGAUACAAUGAAAUCUUAUAUCAUAAAAACCUAUUUUCAUUUCUUUUUCUAUAAGUAAUUACAAAAACUGUCAUUUAUUUUCACUUUGUUAUUUUUUUAAUAGUUAUACAUGAUAAAUAACAAAAUCAUGUUUUGACUUUGUUUUUACAUAUCUUUAAAGACAAUAAAUAAAUUUUAAAACAAAUUAGUAUUUUUGUAAGUGGAAACAUAAAAUGAAGAAUAAAUCUAUUUUUUCUGAUGUGUGUGUGUGCACUCGAAUUUUAAAAAAGUUAAACACACAUGAGGAUAUAUUGUGUACUCGUCAAACGUGGCCUCACCCCCUGCACUGGGAUGUUAAAAAGGGGAUGAAUUCUGAAUUUUUUAAUAAUAUAUUUUGCGCUGUAAAAUAGAUAGUUCAUUGUGUGCAUAAAUACAUUUCAUUUGGUCUUGUAGAUUGGGUAAUCACGUUAGCACAAUGUAAGACUAUCACUCGAGUCACGCUAGUGGUUAGGAAAACCAUCCACAGAAUCAUGACUCUUGUCAUUAUUAUUAUCAUCAACAAAAGAAAUUCUAAAUCCCAACGGUGCUAGUAAUGUCCUUGGUCCCAAUUCAUUUCUGUAACCAGAUAUUUUGUUGGGUAUGAGUACAAUGAAUUAUUAAGACACCCACGAACGGUAUUACUGUACUGCUACAUAUUAAUACACCAACGCUGAAAAAGGAAAAUUUUACAUGGUCGGUUAUUCAGAAGAAUUUCAACCUUUUGAUUUUUACGUAGGUCUCAACUACAGUCAAACAUCCCAUAGAAAGCUUGUGAAAUGUGUAAAAGGAUAAGAGAACAAAUAAAUAAUGUGAUGGGUAAUAUGUUGAAGGUGAAAAUGACGAGCACAAGCCUUCACGGCCGUUGUUUAAGUGUGGGCUAUUGAGGCGGGCAGUUCUAAGCUACUCCUAAAACUACGAAGUACGGUAUAGGAAAGUGUCCAGUUAACUUGAUUACUUGAACACGAUCCUAUACCGUUGCGAAAAUAACUCUAACAUGAUUCCCUGA
Messenger RNA from Abrus precatorius (Indian licorice), 2636 nucleotides. RefSeq names its product protein MKS1. The record is from RefSeq and is a predicted model, not a curated record. Gene Ontology annotation, cellular component: nucleus. The transcript has a single exon. The coding region runs from base 248 to 862 and encodes 204 amino acids. Lineage: Eukaryota; Viridiplantae; Streptophyta; Magnoliopsida; Fabales; Fabaceae.